CUACAUAGCUAUGCGCAUGGCCGGCCCUGACAUGUACUCUACAUGUAUUGUGUGUACAUGUACUGCAUGGGCGCGAGGCCGAGGCCUGAAGGUCAACCCCGCUAUGCAUAUGACCUUAGGCUACACAACACGUGUGUCAGUCAUGUCAGUGCAGUUGGUAGCUGUGUUCCUUCCUCCAUGGUAGGCCUACACGAAGUUUUCUGAAGAAAGGUUUUCUUUAUAAAUAUCAAGAUGUUCAUGUGCAUAUCUUGGAAUGAUAUCCCAGUGUGAGGACUCUGCCAAGUACCGAUGUAGAAGAGGAAGUACAGUACGUGUACAUGUAGGCUAGCAGUGCAUCGUUGACUGUUGAAUGUUGUUUCACCAUGGAUGAUGUGAAUUCAAUUGAAGAUGAGUUCCACGUCAAACUUACGGAACCAGUUGAUCUUGAAGAACUGCGUAAGCCUGACAGUAAAGGCUCUGAGUUUGAAGUCCUGCUGCCAGAAGCUCCCAAAGAGAAGCAGUAUUUUGAUGAGGAAGAGGUAUUCAAACACUUAAACUAUGAGGCCAAUAAUAUUGGUGGGAAUGACUCAGGAGAUGACAGUCAGACUCCAUUUGAAGUUAUUGCAAAGGGAAUGUUCUCUGUAAUAAGUGAUGGCGGUGUCAAGAAAAGAGUGAAGAAAGUUGGUUCAGGUGAAGUCUUUCAAGAAGGUUGGACUGCAACAAUUCACUAUGAGGGUUAUUUUGAAUACUGCGACGUACCUUAUGAUUCCUCCAAACUGCGCAAUAAACCACAAAAAAUUACACUGGGGGAGGGCCAAGUGAUCCCCGGGCUUGAGAUUGCUGUAUCAACAAUGCGUAAGGGAGAGAAGUCUGACUUCCUUGUUUCACCCGAGUAUGCUUUUGGUCCAAGAGGCGUCCCACCAAGAAUUCCAGAAAAUGCAACAAUUCUGUUUGUGAUUGAGUUGCUGGCUAUAUCUGAGACUCCCAUUGCACCUGACAUGGAUACCUGGACAGCUGAAAAAAGGAAAGCAGCAACUUUUGACGAGAUCCUUGAAGUAGCAAAUGCUGAGCGGAAGGCUGGUAACGAGGCAUAUGAGGAGAAACGAACAUCAAAAGCAACGUCACAUUAUAUCAAGGCUAUAAGACUCCUUGAAAAUGCUAGACUAGCCAACCAGUCUGAAGAGGAUGAGAUGAGAAGAGUACUACUGAAACUGUACCUGAACAUGUCUAUAUGCUACAUCAAGCAAGGUCACUAUACAAGAGCACUCUCUAAUUGCACAAAGGCAUUAGAAAUUGACCCUGACAACAUCAAAGCAUUGUUCAGACGUGGCCAGGCCUUGCUUAGGAGUGGAGAGUUUGAUCAAGCUAGGCAUUGGCUGUCCAAGGCUCAGAAAAUAAGUCCCAAGAACUCUGCUAUUGAAGCUGAAUUGAGGCAACUUGGAAAGGUCAAGGCAAAGUUUGAGCAGCUUGAUAAGAUGAUGUAUAGCAGAAUGUUCGCAUCAGCAAAUACCACCAACAAGGAUGUGGACAAACAGGUCAAAGCCAAUGACACUAAGACAAAGGAUAAACAGAAGAAGUGUCCUCCAGAAGCACAAGAACUUCUCCGCACAAAACUCAAGGCAUUUGUUGAGGAUGCGGUCUUGAUGGAGAUGCCAUUUGCUUUGGACACUCUGACACCAGCUGAGACUGAGUACCUUGAGCAAGCUGCACUAGAAAUGGGUCUACAAGUCAGGACGCUACAUCAGAAUUCUGAGAAAUAUCUUAAGAUCUUCAAACCUAAUCCAGAAGCUGCAGAGUGAUGAGGGAUAUGAGAACUGAGCAUUAAACCUGCAUUUUGUUGAAAUCUCCUUGUCAGACUUCAUGGUUUCAGCAGGUGGUUGAAACAUUCCAGUCAUGCUACUGAUGUUAACUUUCAAGUAAGGAGGUAGUAGCUGGAUGGAAGACAUCAUGUUUGUUUCCAGAGAUUGGCAGGGGAAAUACCAAAGUGGUGCUUUUUUAAAUAUGUAGUUUUUAUUUUAGUUUUAUUUUAUUACAUUUUCUAGUGGCUGAUAUCAGUAGACAUAAAAUUAAACAGUGUAAAAAAUUGUAAAAACACUUAAGAUUACAACAUACAAGAUAAGAAACAAUUAGGGUACAAGGAAUAAGCCAGUGAGUGAGUGACAAGAUAGAACAUACUGAGUUUCUGUAUUAUUUGCCUGUUAAGAGUUAUAUUUGUGCAUGUGAUAAGUAUCAUAUGUUAAAACCAUUUCAGAGCAAGAUCUGCUUACGACGUUUUCUUCACUGAUUUGGCAUUUUAUUGAAGAGCAAAGCUUGCAGUCAAGAAUUUGUAUUAUGUGAUGCAUAUAAUUCCACAAGAGACAGUUUAUGUGGGAAAAUGGGAACAAAUGCGGUAUUUUUUAGAACAUCAUUGCUCGUCACUUUGUUUAAUGUUACUGUUGUUUAGCUGUGUUGCUGCCCUAACUGGUCAUAAUGUUGUAUAGUUUCUUCACACCAUCGACAGAAUGAUUUUGGCAAAGUGGGGGGACCAGUUGUUAGACCCUCAGGCUUCGGCCAUUAUUAGGCUGAUUCAUUAAGCCCCACUCCAUGAUAGAAAAAGUGCCCCCAGCCGAAAUAUACUACUCAAAAAAGGUUAAAGGUUAAGGAUCACUUUUUCUUAACGUGAAAUUUUUUUCAAGCAAUGAGUGGGGUCUAGUUCUUUCAUUUUUGUUUGCCUAGAUGGUGUUCUCAUUGGAAUAA
Molecule: messenger RNA, 2715 nt
Organism: Acanthaster planci (crown-of-thorns starfish)
Lineage: Eukaryota; Metazoa; Echinodermata; Asteroidea; Valvatida; Acanthasteridae
Gene: fkbp6
Product: FKBP prolyl isomerase 6
Biological process (GO): spermatogenesis; piRNA processing
Cellular component (GO): cytoplasm
Molecular function (GO): Hsp90 protein binding; peptidyl-prolyl cis-trans isomerase activity
Source: RefSeq, a predicted model, not a curated record